Messenger RNA from Thalassophryne amazonica, 6338 nucleotides. Its product is annotated as rab GTPase-activating protein 1. The record is from RefSeq and is a predicted model, not a curated record. Lineage: Eukaryota; Metazoa; Chordata; Actinopteri; Batrachoidiformes; Batrachoididae.
UGCGCAUGCGCAGUAUUGGUGUCAGUUUGUGUUUACAGCUCGGCUGGAUGCUGUUGGCUGCUGAUGUUAUUAGGAAAGUGCGAUGUUUUGCCAACCGCCCUCGGAGUAAAUAUCAAUGUGGGAAUAAAGGUGAUUUUGCUCAUCAUAUUCUACCACUUCCUCCUCCUGUCUCUCAUUCAUGAGCAGCGUGGCUGAGUUUAGCAGAGGCAGCCAUGGAUGACAAGGGCUCGGUGGGGAAGAUUAGCGUGUCUUCGGACUCUGUGUCCACUCUCAACAGUGAGGACUUUGUCCUUGUGUCUCGCCUUGGGGACGAGACCCCCUCUUCCACUAAUAAUGGUAGCGAUGAUGAAAAGACAGGAUUAAAGGUGAUUUCUGAGGAAGGGGUCAGCUUUAAGAUUGUGGGCAAUGGAAGCGAGCAGCAGCUCCAGAGGGAGUUAGAAGAUGUUCUCAUGGACCCAUCGGUAGCUGACACUGUCCUCUGUCCUGAAAUGGACAGUCUUAGCGGAAGCCAUCAUGGCCUUCCUUCCACUACAACGUCACCUGUCCCACUGGGCUCAGACCCUCUAAGCAUACCUUCAUCCAAGAUGGAAAUGGUGCUUCCAGUACAGACUCCUCAGGAGAGUGAACUGAAUGAGAGAUCAUACCGAGCAGAUGAAUCGUCAUCAGACGGAAGCCCUGGAAGCCCAAUCCCUGAUGAGGACAGCGUCGUGUUCAGCCAGCUGACAUAUCUGGGGUGUGCUUCAGUCAACGCCCCCCGCAGUGAGGUGGAGGCGCUACGUAUGAUGAGCAUCCUCAGAGAGCAGUGCCAACUCCCUCUUGAUGUCACACUGUCUGUGCCAGGCGUUUCUGAAGGCACUGUCAGGUUGUUGGAACCCCAUACCUGUGUUGAAAUCGCCAACUACCCCAUCUAUAAGAUCCUAUUUUGUGUACGAGGCCACGAUGGCACGCCAGAGAGUGACUGCUUUGCCUUCACUGAGAGUCACUACAAUGCUGAAAUCUUCAGGAUCCAUGUGUUCCGCUGCCAAAUCAGAGAGGCGGUGAGUCGGAUACUGUAUAGCUUUGCCACAGCAUUUCGGAGGUCAGCUAAGAAAGCCGUUCUGUCAUCCCAGCAAGCUGCUCCGCUUACCCCUGACAGUGAUUUAUUUACUUUCACUGUCAGCCUGGAGAUCAAGGAGGAUGAUGGCAAGGGUACCUUCAGUGCUGUUGCAAAAGAUAAAGACAAGCAGAGCUUCAAGUUACGUGCCGGAAUGGACAAGAAAAUUGUCAUUUACGUUCAGCAAACCUCCAAUAAGGAACUGGCUAUUGAGAGGUGUUUUGGUCUUCUGCUGAGUCCAGGAAAAAAUGUGAAGAACAGUGACAUGCACCUGCUGGAUCUGGAGUCGAUGGGAAAGAGCUCAGAUGGGAAGUCUUACAUCAUCACAGGAAGUUGGAACCCCAACAUGUCUCAGUUUCAGGCUGUAAAUGAAGAAACUCCUAAAGAUAAAUGUAUGUAUAUGACAACAGCAGUAGAUCUGGUGAUUACGGAAGUAGAGGAACCGGUGCGCUUUCUGCUGGAAACGAGGGUCAGAGUAUGUUCCCCAAAUGACAGGCUGUUCUGGCCAUUCAGCAAGCGGAGUUACACCGAAACAUUCUACCUUAAACUUCGGCAGAUGGAGCGUAAGGAGUGUAAAAGUCCUGCCUCAGACACACUCUAUGAGGUGGUGAGCUUGGAAAGUGAAACGGAGAGGAAAAACGGGAAAACCACAGCUAGUCCCACCAUCCUGUCCCCAGGGCCUGGUACUUUCAUCCCUUCACCACCUGAGGAUGAUGAAGAAGAAGAUAAUGAUGAACCGUUACUCAGUGGGUCAGGUGACGUUUCCAAGGAGUGUGCAGAAAAGAUUCUGGAGACCUGGGGAGACUUACUGUCUAAAUGGCAUAUGAACUUAUCAGUGCGUCCUAGGCAGCUGCCUACACUGGUGCGGAGUGGAAUUCCUGAAGCUCUACGUGGGGAGGUGUGGCAGCUGCUAGCAGGUUGCCAUAACAAUGACCAUCAGGUAGAGGAGUACCGCACUCUCAUCACAAAGGAGUCCCCUCAGGACAGUGCCAUAACCAGGGACAUUAACAGGACAUUUCCAGCUCAUGACUAUUUCAAAGACACUGGAGGAGAUGGGCAAGAUUCUCUGUACAAGAUCUGCAAGGCCUACUCUGUAUAUGAUGAGGAAAUUGGUUACUGCCAGGGUCAGUCCUUCUUGGCUGCUGUGUUGCUGCUACAUAUGCCAGAGGAACAAGCUUUUAGUGUUCUGGUUAAGAUCAUGUUUGAUUAUGGGCUCAGGGACCUUUUCAAGCAGAACUUUGAGGAUCUACAUUGCAAGUUCUUCCAACUUGAGAGACUCAUGCAGGAGUAUAUUCCAGACUUGUACACACAUUUCCUGAAUGUGGGUCUGGAGGCUCAUAUGUACGCCUCUCAGUGGUUCCUGACACUCUUCACAGCCAAGUUCCCGCUUUACAUGGUCUUCCACAUCAUUGACCUGCUACUGUGUGAGGGCAUCAGUGUGAUCUUCAACGUAGCACUGGCUCUUCUGAAGACAUCUAAAGAUGAUCUGAUUCAAACUGACUUUGAGGGUGCACUCAAAUUCUUUCGUGUCCCGGUUCCAAAGAGGUACCGUUCUGAGGAAAAUGCAAAGAAACUCAUGGAACUAGCGUGUAGCAUGAAGAUUAGUCAGAAGAAGCUGAAGAAGUUUGAGAAGGAGUAUCACACCAUGAGGGAGCAGCAGGAGCAGCAGGAGGCCCCCAUUGAGAGAUAUGAGCGAGAGAACCGGCGUUUGCAAGAAGCGAACAUGCGUUUGGAGCAGGAAAACGAUGACCUGGCACAUGAACUUGUCAGCAGUAAGAUUGCUCUCCGCAAAGACCUCGACAACGCUGAGGAGAAAGCAGAUGCCCUAAAUAAGGAGUUACUGCUGACCAAACAAAAACUGGUGGACUCGGAAGACGAGAAGAGACGACUGGAGGAAGAGUCUGCACAGCUGAAGGAGAUGUGCAGACGAGAACUCGAUAAAUCUGAAUCGGAGAUUAAGAAGAACAGCUCCAUCAUUGGAGAAUAUAAACAGAUCUGCUCCCAACUUAGUGAACGACUGGAGAAACAACAGACAGCCACUCGAGGAGAGCUGGAGAAAAUUCGGUCCAAAGUGGAAGGUUGUGAGAAGUGCAGCAGUCUGUUCAACAAAGAGGGUUGCGUGCGGGCCGUGACCACAGUACCUGUGGGAGGUCCUGAAGAGAUGGAUGAGGAGAAGGAGAGUUUGAAGAACCAGUUGAGAGAAAUGGAGCUGGAACUGGCCCAGACCAAACUACAGCUGGUGGAGGCAGAGUGCAAAAUCCAGGACCUGGAGCAUCAUCUUGGUCUGGCGCUCAAUGAGGUGCAGGCUGCCAAGAAAACAUGGUUCAACCGAACUCUCAGCUCCAUCAAGACCGUUACUGGGACCCAGGGAAAGGACACCACCUAACCCGACACCCUAACACCCCUUACCCAGUUUUAACGAGACUGUCUGGUGCUCAGUCCUUCUUCCCACGCUGAAACCUCUGGACCCAUCACAUAACCUCCCUCCCUGGCUCACAACAUGAACUUUAACCGUUAAACCCGUGGAUGACUGUUAAUGUUGUGUGUUCUUCGUAUCUAAACUCUGCGGGUGUCCCCCCCACCCCCAAUCUACUUGCCCCAAUCCCAGUACACUGCCUCUGCAGAUUUCUAGAGCUAACUACACUGAUGGCAAGAAAAUGUAAGGCGAAGUACAAAGGUCCCACUUUUCUUGGAGAACCAGUGUGCUUCUGGUCGCAGAAAGAAAAGCGUAAAAGAGAAAUGUGAGAUUUUUUUUUGUGUCUUUACUGUUUCUGUACUGCUGAUUUUAAAGAAGCGCAGAAUAAAGGAAGGACAUGAGAACUGUAAGUGUCCCGAGGGGACAGAGAAGAAACACUCCAUCCUUCCUCGCUGUUCUGCCACUACUGGCACAAACAACCCACUAACAUUUUUGUUGUAGGUACGAGAGCUAAUAGGCGCCUUUUCCAAACUAAGCUUUUUUCUUUUUUUAUGUUGAACAAUACUUUUCUCUUUGUACAUGAAUGUGUAGAAGAUGCGUGUGCAUGUUUUGUGUGGGAGUGUGAGCCUGUUUGAAUGCACAAAUAACUGACUGAAGUAACAAACUGUGUAAAGAAACUGAGGGUCCAAGGGAAAGAAAAAAAAAAAGCACUAAUUUAGGUUAUGAUUGUGUGCAUGUGUGAUUCCUGAUUGUCAGUGUGUAUAUGAAAGGUGAUGAGAUGUUUGCUGACAAAGCCUUGAUCUGAAGGUUGAUAAAGGUGACACAAGUCAAUAUGUAAUUUACAGUGAAAUGUAACAUGCAUGAGGUUUGUUCUGUUUGGGGCUUCCAGCACAAUGAGACUAAAAAUGCUCCAAACUGGUAGAAAGAAAAAAGAAAUCUGUACAUGCACUGAAAGAAAAGUGUUGGAUUCACAUAAUUUUAAAUAUGUACAUCGGUUGCACAUAAUCAGAAUGUGUCCAGAUGACAUCAUUUUCUUCUGUUUUUCAUGUAGAUAUUUAAAAUCAUGUUUCCUUUGUUCAGUGUGUUUGUAGAUUGAGUCACACAAAUUUUACAUUUCCUCCUGCAGUAGUGGGCUGACUCCACCCCCCCCCCCCCCCCCCCCCCCAAAAAAAAUGUAUCUGUCGGUCAACGGUCCAACUUGAAAUGUUCACGUUUCUUCCUUUUUGCUUUGGAAACAAGUUAUUUUAGUUACAUUUUCAUUCAAGGUGCUAUAAAUGAUAUUUUAAACAUUGAUAUGGCAGCCAAGAAUUAUUAUGUGUAAAGGUUUAGUGGUGUAUUGGGAUCCUGCACAGAGAACACUCCCUCUGUGUGUGUUGUUAUCUGAGCUUGUUUUUGUUUUCAUUCAUUUUCAGCGUGUUUGCACGUUUAGCACAUGAUUCCGAUGUGUGCAUGUUUAGUGCCUGUGAGUCCUGCCCUGUGACACCGUUUGCUCUCCGCACUUGAAUAAAGAGGCAACAGUGAUGGACCACUCAGAGAGCUCUGUGCAUUAAAGAUGGCAGACUUUGCAGAAGUUUGCGUCUCUGAGAAACUUUGUUCAGAGGCUAAAAAGUCCUGGCCUACAUCACAGACCCAAAUCAAAGUUCUAGCUUUUCCCAGAUCUCCCAAAGGGCUUCAACUGGCAUUCCUUCUACUCUACAUGGAGAAAAGGUGGUGGAGGUGUGGCUGAGAUACCAUUUGGUCUGAGAUGCUGGUGCUACUGCAACAUCUUGUGGCACUCAAUCAUUUAUAGCACCUUUAAAGAAACAAAGCAACUUUCGAAUUAAAACUUUGAUACAUUCGUUAUGUGACAACUGGUCUCUUCGGUGGCUCCUUGGCGACAGUUGGCAUAGGUUUGUAGCAAACAUGCGGUUACUUAGGAGAUGCAGAUGAGGAGUAUCACUUGCAUUGUGAGGGAGAUCUGACAUUUGGUACAUGGGUACCAUAGCAUCGAGGACCUCAGGGGUUGGAGGUUUGCGUUUCACCUGCCUGCAGCAGAUAGAUGGUUACUUUUGAGAGGGGGAUGGCUCUGUUGUCUUCAUUGGGGGGGUUGCCAAGGUGGUUCCAUGGCAUCAUGGAUGCAGCCAUGCACAGCCCUAGCACAGUGCCAGACCUGAGCUGACCUUAUCGCAUUCAUGUCCAACAAUUAACACAAUUUUCUCCAGGCACUGUUUCAGCGCAACCCACUCGCUCUGAACUAAAAGUAACCACUGUUUUAUCAAACAAACAGAAUAUUUGACACUACAUGUACAAAUGAAAACAGAAGACACAAACAUGUCUGAAUCAGGGUCAGUAAGACGGGAAUGAUUGUUUCUAUUUUUUAGUUUAAGGUUUGCAGCCCUGAAAAUAAGUGCUGUAAUACUGCAGCAGAAAUUAAAUAUUCAUACUUUAUGGCUUAUUAUGAUAAAGUGCAACUACAGUAAACAGUGGAUUCUGAUUGGCUGGCAGAUACUAGAAAGUCCAGAAGUGGGCGGUUUCCUCAAUGGCACUGGUUUGUAUAUAAGAAGAACAGAAUACAGAGUUUUUGUUUAUGGUUUUCUACUCUAAUUAAUGUUGCCUGCUUGUACCGACCUACCUGCUGCUGUGCUACCGUUUAAUCCACCAUGUUUUGGGGUUUUGUUUAGUUUUUUGUUCUUUCGGCUCCAAGCUGCUCAGUCAAACUGCUGUUUGGUUUCUUUAGCACCAACACGUAGCUUUAUCAUCCAACAAGAAAGCAUUAUCAAAGUGUGAAAACUGUAAUAGUGUAGGAUGCAUUGUGUAUACUUCAUGAAUUUCAAUAUAAAGACAUCAACA